AUGGGUAGGCGUAAGAGGCUAUGCAUCACCUCAAUUGAUAUCCCUAUUGACAGUGAGAUACAUGAUCAAAGUUCUGAGUUUUCUAAAACUGAUAUCCCUACUGAAGGAGACCAAUCAGAUCAUCCACAAACUACUGAAGGAGGCCAGUCUACUGCUGAAGAACACAACUCUACUGAAGGAGGUCAAUCAGGUGCUCAAAAGAAGGUAAGGGGCUAUACUCAAAAGACCGAGACAUGGAACAUGAGUAGCUCCCAAAAAAUAGUAGUGACAUUUAAUAGGUUCGGAAAACCGGUAGGAGAUGAAGGAAAUGAACUCGUACAAUAUCUUGGGACCCUUGUGAGGAUGGCUAAUCAUGUCGGAAUAGAUUAUGAUGAUUGGAGGAAGAUCCCUAUACAGAAGAAAGAAGAUAUGUAUUCUAUGGUUAAGGCCAAGUUUGUUAUUCAUCCGGUUGAAACAAGUGAAAUCAAGAAAUGGAUCCUUUUUAGCAUGGGGAAAAAGUGGAGGACUUGGAAAGGUUCACUAAAAGCACGUGCAUAUGAUUCAAGUCUUACAAUCGAUCAAAUUGUGGCACAACAAACUGAGAAAGAUAACAGGGUGAACCCAACUCAGUUUAAAAAACUUGUUACUCAUUGGUUUACUCCAGAAUAUCAGAGCAUGUGUGAUUUGAGGAGAAAGAGCCGUGCAAAGAUGGAAGAGCCCCAUGUUUCUGGGACAAAAUCAUUUGCUCGACUUGCUCACGAAGAGACUUCCCUACAAGCCAUUGCAAGUGAUUCCUCAAAUACCCAAGGAUCAAAUACCCUAGGAUCUGUAGAUGAUUUUUCAAAUGAUGACUACUCUAAAGUUAAAGGUCCUGAAAAAAGAGGGUAUAUCAGAUGUGUUGGAAGGAUACCUACCGUAAAAGAGAAGGUUGUUUCUUGUUCUAAUGAUCCGAGUGUCGAACAACUAAAAACUAUGGUGAACGUUAUGGCAAAUAUCAUCCAAGAACAUAUCCCAAAUGCAAACUUGUCUGGAAUUCUUAGCAAUAUGAACAUACAGAUGCCAAGCAACACUUCUACAUGUCCACGUAACUCUAAUUCAGUUAACCAGAGAGCAUCUUCUGAAAGUCAUCAUAAUGAUGGGAAUUGCUAG
Molecule: messenger RNA, 1128 nt
Organism: Lactuca saligna
Lineage: Eukaryota; Viridiplantae; Streptophyta; Magnoliopsida; Asterales; Asteraceae
Source: the annotation of a GenBank genome assembly